Molecule: messenger RNA, 2214 nt
Organism: Tetrahymena thermophila SB210
Lineage: Eukaryota; Ciliophora; Oligohymenophorea; Hymenostomatida; Tetrahymenidae
Exons: 5
Source: RefSeq, a predicted model, not a curated record
UGUUUCUGUUAACAUUUAAAAAUUUGUAAAUCCGUAUUUUAUGAAGUAAAAAAUUUCAAUUAAAAACAAAGAAAAUUUCAAGCAAAUUAAAAUUAAUUGCCUUCUUUAUAAAGUAUUUCAGAAGAUUAAGAUAAAAGUCAUUAGAAUUUAGCUGUGUCAUAAAUGAAUAGAAACAACAGAAGCAAUUCUCCUUUUGGAUAGCAUAGGAGUAUUUAAGGAGGUGGUAGUAAAGAUAUUACACCAUCCCCUAUAAAGCCUAAAGAUAUACAAGAAAAUUAGUAAUUAGAUGAUGAAUUUGUCAAUGUUAUGUUGGAAGUAGAAUAAAAAUACACAAUCUUAAGUAAACAUGAAAGAAUUAGAAUAGAAUAGUGGACAAAAAAGUUAUGCACUGUAACUACGAAUAAGAUUUGGAAGAAGAAUCGUAAUUUAUAUGCGAAAGAACUGCUUAGCAUGGUUAUAGCCUCUAAGUUGAGAGAACCUUUUACUCGUAUGCCUCCAGAUGGUCCUCUACCAAAAUUUAACAAAUAUGAUAUUGAAAAGCCAAAGAAAUCAGAUCCUUUUCUUAUUAGAGAAGAUAUGAAUUUAGGAAUCUUAGACUAAAGAUAAAGAUCAAUAAAUUCUCACCAUGUAAAUUAUAAUCAUUAGAACCUCCCUCUCAACAACUCCUAGCAUAGAUCUCAUUCAAAUUUACAUUCAAAUUAUCAACAGUAGCAAGUAAAUACUCCCUAGUAAAACCCUCAAAAUUAAUAGUAAUAGUUUUAAUAUUAUGGAACUGCAAGCUUUAAUUAAAACGAACACAAUAAUAUACAAUAGAGCUUGGCAUAAUAAAACUAAAAUGAAUAAAAUAUGUAUAUCCAAAACUAAAAUAAUGAAGCUUAUGCUGGAAAUAAUUAAUUGAAUAAAGAAAGUGUAAAGAGAGCUUCUCGCAGUAACUCUCUUAGUAAGAAGGUCUACGAUGAUAAUUUAAUUAUUUAAUAGUAAGCAGAAUAAAUAAAGCAACUACAAGUAUAACUGCAAAUUACAGAGUCUAAAUAUACUAAUCAUGUAUAAAGCUACUAAGAAGAUAUUAAAAAUUUAGAGUAGCAAUACAAAAAUUAAAUUAAUGAAAUUUAGUAAAUAUUUAACUAGCAAAACUAAACUCUGAAUUAAAAAAUAGAUGAGAAUAAUUAGCUUCAAUAAUAAGUCAAAAAACUCAGAAAUAUUCUAUCCAACAUAGGAAUCUAAAUCAUACACAUAAAAGACACUCUACCAUAGCAAUAAUCACAACAAUUAGAUGAAAUAGUAAAAUAACUAAGUGGCUUGAACUCAGACAAUAGCAAUUUAAAUGGAAAAGAAUAGAGUGAUUUAAAUGUACCUUUUAGUUAUUUGAAUGAUACUAAUGAAAAUUAUGCCUCUCCUUAGUCUAAUAUUUAUAAUGAUGGAACUUCUCAUCACCUAGCACAGCCAAUUAACAAUUCAAUAGUAAGCAAAUAACAAAUGUCACCUAAUGUUAGAAGUAAACAUUAAAGCUCUAACAUGGAGAAUUCUUUGAUGCAAAAUUCAAUAUCAAAUAACAUUCUAGGUCCUACUAAAUAGCAAACACCAACUAAUAAUUAACAGAAUAGUGCUAUUUAAUAUGAAGGUAAUUUGACAAAUAGGAGCAAGACAAGCAACUAAAAUCAUUAAAAUUAAGUUUAAAAUUAGCUAGGCAGUAAUUUAAGUAAUGAUAAGGGCUCAUCCUAUAACAUAUUAUCUUCAAGAACUAGUAGCAGACCAAAUGCACUACCCAGCAAUAAAAACUCAUUUAAUCCAGCAAAUAGAUAUUUUCCAAGUAUGAACAAUUAGAGGAGCAAUUUAAACAAUUAAUAAGACAUCCAAAAUGAUACACCUGCAUAAAUAUAUCCUAAUCAAUAAUAAGUUUAAUAAGAUUAAAUUUAAUAAAAUCAAAAUAUUUAAGCUCAGCCUAUAUCAUAAUUCUAAAACCAUGGAAUUACCAUAAAUACAACUUCAUAGCAAGGACAGCCUCCUUAAAUAUCGACCAGAUAUGAGAAAUCUCCAAAUUAACAACACAAUAAAUAUGCAGAUCCCAUGCCGAUUACAUUAAAGAAUGAGCAAGAAACUCAGGAAUUCUUAAAUUACCUUGACAACUUUUAAAAAAGAACUGAAAAGCUAAAAAAUGAGACAUCAUAAUAUUUAAAGGUGAAUGAAAAAUAUAUAUAACCAUAAAAAAAAUGA